Cephus cinctus (wheat stem sawfly) is the source of this 4681-nucleotide messenger RNA. RefSeq lists its product as uncharacterized. The transcript is spliced from 8 exons. The coding region runs from base 810 to 2564 and encodes 584 amino acids. NCBI's taxonomy places the organism in Eukaryota, Metazoa, Arthropoda, Insecta, Hymenoptera, Cephidae. The record is from RefSeq and is a predicted model, not a curated record.
CCACUAAUACGGAACACAUGUAUCAUGAAAUUGUGGAGUUUGCAUAUAUUAUAUAUCAUAAAACUGCAGAUGAACAAUAAAUCUUGGACCAGCCGUAAUUGGUGCACGCGAAAACAAUAUUGACUCAUUAACGCGUAUAUAAUACAAAUGACAGGAAGAUUAAAUAAUAGAUUGCCACGCAAUUGAAAUAAACGACAGGAGAAAUACGUGAAAGAUAGAGUAGAAAAUAAGCAUUGGUCUCCAAUGUCUUCAAAAUGUGAAAACGACUAAAGAUGGGUUCAAGUGGUAGUUUUUAAAGUGGACAAUAAUAAUGCCGAUUAUGCUUAAGGUGUAAACAUUAAUAAGCGCUAAUGAGAAGUUGAAGAAAUUAAGUGAAUUUUAUCUGUACUCUCUUCUCUCUGCUUUCUCUAUUCCUUUUCGUAAAUAUCUCUUUUUCUCUUUACCCCUCUGAGUCUCUUUUUCUCUCCAUUUGUCUCAUUCCUCUAUCGAUUUUCUCUGUGUACCCCUCCCUUCAACCCCCACCCACCAUCAGUUCUUCCCACCGCCGUUCCAUUCUACUCCUCUCCACUUUAUUGUCAUUGUGAAAAAAAGCAAAAAAAAGACUAAAAACUUCAUUACGCAGCAUGAAAGACCAUCGGCGAUAUCCCACGCGUGCUUUACGCGGAACCGCGUAUGAGGUAGCGAUUAAUGUGAGAGGUGCUAAUAUGUGAUGGAUAUAGGAGAUACAAGAGGAUGAACAAGUGUUUUUGAAGCAUUCGAAGUACUCGAAACCUCCUGGAAACUUUAGUAAAAGUGAGAGACACUUAAAAAUGCUGCGACACAUCCUAAGUAACCUAACGAGCACCGGUGUCCCAAUCGUACCGUCCACUGAGAGAAUGAACGUCCCAACGCUGUCCUCGACGAUCGAGACAAGUUUACUAAGCACUACGAACACCUCAAGCACCCCGGGCACAGCAAGCACAGCGGUCAAUGCUGCCGGGACGAUCGUGACCAAUCCGUCCACGGGUUUAACGGGCGUCGUCUUUACGGCCACGUCUAAGCCCGACCAGCACCAUUACAAUGCUACAGGUUAUGUCGGUACGGAACACGACGAGCUUGAUUACAGUAUACUGGCGGCGUUUUCGGACAUGCAGACGGUUUUUUUGGCGUGUAUUUCGACGCUAUUGCCACUGAUUCUUGCACUGGGAAUAGCCUUUGCGAUAAGGCACGUAUGGAGGAAAUACCGGAACAGGAGGAGUGGAUCGAGACAAAUAUCCUGGUACAGGGGUAUAUGCUCCAGGUACGACACGACCGAAUCCUUACAUCAUCGUCCACACUCAGGGACUGUGACAAUUCAACCUGCGACUCGCGUUCUCUCAGCUCAAGAUCUGGUGAACGGAAUCGAUGGUCCCAGGUACAUCUGCCAGACGGAAGUGAUGGAGGAAGCGGCACUUGUGGCAAGUAACAUGGAGUACGCAUCCCCUGGGAAUCACACAAGCAAGAACCCUAAUGGCAACAUCAUCACCCUCACGCUCAAAAAUAAUCAUCUCAUUGUGGAAACAGAGGAGAGAGCAGUAACAAUGGAGGAUAAGAAUCGUAAAUACGAAGAUUCCAAUUGCUCGUUCGUGGUCGAAGUGCAACCAGGAUAUCAGAGCGACGAAACUGAUGGGAAUAAAGGCUCUACGGAUGACGUUGCUGGUAGAGUAACAGAUCAGCAAGCGCUGGUGCAUCGCGAAGAGAUUCCGGAAGAUCAAACCUCAGGAUUCGAAAACACGAAACUGUUUGGUAGUACCAAUACUGGUCUAUCGCAAUCUGAUUUAUCUAUCUCCAGUGAAGGAUCGGCCAAUCCUAGUUACCGUUAUGGCAAUCAGGUUGAGUAUGACGCAGGACAUUUUGGAUAUUCCGUCUACGCGGGCUACGAGACUGAUUUACUUUCGCGAAAACUCGAGGGUGGAUCCAAGUGGGUGGAGUUUGAUAAAUCUCCUGACACGGAGAAGACUCUGCUGGAUGAAUCAAAGGAGCCGAGUAUCGAUACGGAUGCAAGUGAAAACCUCCCGUCAGCGGACAAGCAGAUAAACACGGAAUCAUCUAACGAUUUAGGAUCUUCGAUAGAUCAAUCGGACUCCACGGAUGCGAGUAUCUCUACGGACACGGUCAGAUCAAAUCCAAAUCUCCAAGUGAACGGGACCAUUCCGAAUAAGUUAGAAAUAAUGGAGCAGAAAGCACUGAGCAUAGAUUUUGGCAGUAAACCAGUGAUAACCGGCGCCUUGCUAAAGGACGACACUCAAGAGGAUACAAUACAGGAGCAACAAAGGAAGCUGGGUAACGGUACUCUCACCCCGGAGAAGAUAGUAGUAAUGAAAAAGGAUCAACCAGGUUUGAGCUUCGUACAAAGUCACAAACGCAGUGGAAGCGUCCCGACACGACUGAUUGAGGAAACCCUAGAACUGGAUCGUUCGAAAAAGUCACUAGACAUUUACAGUCAAAUAAAAACUAGUAGCAAAAGUAUAUUACCAGGAUUGAAUCCAAAAUUUGAAUUACUGCAAAAUGAAGUCAGUCCAAUCGAGGAGAAUAAGGAGAGUUAAUUCGGUUACCCACAUAUUUUUUUGGUUUCCUAACGUAGAAGCUACUCAAGGAUCCGUUGCGCGACGAACAUUUACGGCGAAGAGGAACCUCCAUGAUUUCUCAUCCAACCGAAUAAGACGCACGAAGGAAUUCGUUCUACGACGAGGAAGAAAGUGACAGAGCAGCUGGGUGGGUGGAUGGAUGGAUGCCUAAAAGGAAAUUUAGUAUGAAAGGAUGGCGGUAGGUUUGUACGCGUUAUACGUGCUAUGUAUAUCAGUACCAUGAGCUGAUGGUAACAAUGUCGACUAACUAAAGUGAACACCGGUAAAUUUCAAGAACAAUUGUCGACUAACGAACCUCCCUGCGUGGGUAUUAUGAACGGCCACGAGAUCGUUGCCGAUUUAACCUGUAGAUAUACCGUGGAACUUGAACCUAGAUGUAACCGACUACAGACUACAGCUGGGUUUGGACGUAGACUAUUUUCUAUUGCGAGAUUUUAAUGAAGAAAAGCUCGGACGAUAACCGUCAGUAUUAGAAUAAGCUUUAAUGCUCCAUGUGGAUUCUAGUGCCAAAUAGUUAUUUAAGCGGAUCGUCCAUUUCUGCAGUUAUGCGCAAUUAUAUGUUGAUCAUCAUUCAGAGUUUUAUACUGUUCGGUUUAGAACGUUUAUCGCAUAAAUAUAAGGUUAAUGCUCCGUCGUUAAUUGUCACUGUUAAUGAUGCUGUUACGUAUGUUGAUGUUCGAGAUUUAUUGAUGGUUUUUCUGUUCAAGUAUAUUUAAAUCGAUCAUUUAUCGAUUCUUAACUUUGCUCCAUUGGUUAUACGAUUAUUAACAUAACGUAAAUCCUUUAUCGUGCGUUUCGAUGUGAUUCUACAAUAGUGCGUAGAAUUAGUACUUUCAUAUUAGAAUGCGAUUGUAAUCAUUGGUAACGAAUGUAUUUUGGCCCAUUCAACGUGGCCAGUUGUGGCUAUAGGUUUUAUAUAAUGCUGGAUGUCUAAUGUAAUUGAAUAAUAAAUAAAAUCACGUAGGGUAGAAUGGCACUGACUUACUUCCGACUUUUCAAAAAUCGAUUGGCUAUAGGCAUUACAUUAGCAUGCUGGCGAAUGAUUGCAAAAAAGGCGUGCGAUGUAAAUACAAGGACUGAUCUGUUCGCCAAUUUUUUUAAUAAACGAGACCAACGAAUCUGAACAAAAAUAAAAUUUAUCUAGAACCAUAAUUAUUAAAGCGCCGUUGAGCAACUUGUUUAUUACCUUUUUUUUCGACAGUUUUUGAAUAAAUGGAAGUCCAAACUGAUCGCAAGACACGAAAGGGAUCGUUCAUUAAUUAAGAAUCGGCAAAAAAGCGUACGGCAAAAAAUCAAAUUCCAAUCUAGGUAAUAUCUAGUUCUAAGUAUUCAAGGCCUCUUUAUGCGGGACAACGUAUUGCUGCACUAAAUUUCUUAAGAAUCCAUAACGGAUUCUGAGAAAAGAUCAAAAUUAAGAGAAGAAAAUCCAAUGAUAAUUAAUACAUACCAGUGUAGAAGAUAUUUGCACAACCGUCGAAGGAGAACGUCAAAAAAAGCGAGAAUUUCAAUGAAAUGAAAAGAAAACCACUUUCAUAAUAGUAAACAUGCCAUCUUCUCUUUUUGAUAAAUCAUCGAGGAAAAAAAAGGAAGAAAAUUGACAAAUGAGAGAAAAAAGAACAAUUUGCGAAUUUCCUCCACGGACCGAUGUGUUCUAAAAUGGACUCCUACACUCCGCCCCUUCUCCCUCCCUUCUAUCUGGUCCCCUCGCCGUCAAUCCCACUCGCCUCAUUUAAUACGAUAAGAUAGAUGUAAUAAACUCAUAGAAUACAGUCAAUUUAUAAUUUAAUCGGGGAACUUAAACGUAUAAGAUUUAAUUGUAAGCCAGGGCUGCGACUUCGUCGCUCAUCCGUUCCAUGCGAUCAAUAAACCGUAAUCGUAGGAAUUGUAAAUCGGAAAGGACAACUCCUAAUCAUAAAAAGUAAGCUUCUAUAGCCGAGAUUUCGUUUCUCGUGAAAUGUUUUCGAGGACACCAUUCUUUUCGAUUGAAGGUGGAAAGUACGUUCUGUUCGCUGAAUGAAAAGGUACCAUGUUAUACAUGUCAAUUUAUUUUGCAAAAUAAAGGAUCAAACGUCAAA